CUCCUUUGUGGCCUUUACAGACACGCGCAGUGACGAGUGAGCCAAACUCCAAAAACCCUCCAUGUUUGCUCCACUGUGUACCCCGUGGGGAUGUGCCAUCCGACGUGGUGGCUAAGGGUAGAGCAAGAUAAAUACUCUUUGCCAGCCGGAGCCCCGUACAAACGUGUGACUGUGUAGCUUGUGUUUGUGUAUGUAUGUGCGUGCUCAACAACCCUCAACCCUCUAUCGACAACCAGCGUCGACGACCGCUCCGCAGCUCAGCAAGUUCAGACAACCACAGCAUCGCAGUCAUGGGUGGCUUCAAGGCCGUCGAGGAUCGGCCGACGCCGAAGGAGGUGUACAACUGGAAGCUCUACACCGAAGCCGCCAUCAUCGCAACCGGCUCGUUCCUCUUCGGAUACGACUCGGCGUUCAUCGGGACGACCAUCGCCCGCAACAGCUUCAAGAGGGACUUUGGCAUCAACGCCGAGAACUCGAACAACAUCUCGAGCAACAUCACAUCGGCCUUCCAGGCGGGCGCCCUGGGCGGCGCGGUGCUUUGCUUCUUCAUCACCGAACGCCUGGGCAGGAAAAGGACCCUGCAGGCCAACGUUGUCAUCUUUCUCGUCGGCGCCAUCCUGAUGACUGUCGCAACCGAUCAACUCUCCUUCAUCUAUGCUGGACGCGCCCUUACCGGAGUCGGAUGCGGCGGCAUCACGGCCACGGUCCCCUCGUACAUCGGCGAGCUCUCCAUACCCUCGAUCCGCGGCAUCCUGACCGGCCUCUUCGAGGUCGCCUACCAGGUCGGCUCCGUCAUCGGCUUCUGGAUCAACUACGGCAUCACCCAGACCAUCGACCCGAACCUGCCCGUCAGCUGGCGGAUCCCGAUGGCCUUCCAGCUCGCGCCCGCCGGCAUCCUCUUCGCCGGCUGCUUCUUCAUCCACGAGAGCCCCCUGUGGCUGCUGCGCAAGAACAUGACCGAGAGGGCGCAUAAGGUCCUCGAAGGUCUCCGGGGCCUGCCCAUCGACCAUAAAUACAUGCAAGAGGAGCUCGACAUGUUCCAGAAGAAGAUUGACGAGGAGCGGGCCGUCUCCGCGCAGUACGGAAACGGGCAGUGGGCGUACCUGCGCGGCGUCGCCAACAUGCUGUGCCGCAAGGGCAUGUGGAACCGCCUGGUCCUCGUAUUCUGCGCCUUUGCCCUCAACAACCUCUCCGGCGCUGCCGCCAUCAACUACUACUCGCCGACGCUCUUCAAAUCGAUCGGCAUCACGGAUGUCUCCCUCUACACCGGAAUCUACGGCUUGAUCAAAGCCAUUGCGUCCAUCAUUUACUUCAUCUUCCUGAUCGACCUUCUUGGACGACGCUGGCCUGCAAUCCUGUCAUCUUUCAUCUGCUCGCUAUGCCUCUUUGUGGUGGGUGCGUACGUAAAGAUCGGGCACCCCGCCGACAUCAUCGCCGCUGGCAAAGAACUGUCCGCCUCGACUGCAGCUGGCGGCAGAGCGGCCACCGGCAUGAUUAUGAUCUAUUCCAUCUGCUGGUCCUUCGGCCUGAACGGUAUCCCGUGGAUCGUCAGUGCCGAGAUAUUCCCCGGUGCGCUCCGCAACUUCACCGGGACCUAUGCGGCUCUCGUCGUCUGGGCCACCCAAUUCGCCAUCACCAAGGCCAUGCCGUAUAUCUUCAGCUCCUUCGGCUACGGUACCUGGUUCUUCUUCGCCGCAUGGAUGAUCAUCGCGACCCUCUGGGCCUUCUUCUUCUUGCCCGAGACCAAGGGUCUCACCAUGGACCAGAUGGAUGUUAUUUUUGGCUACGCUCAAGAUGCGCGCCCGGAGCCCUCUACCAAGUUUGUCGAGACGGCGUUCGAUGACAACAAGGCCAAGUCAAGCGAGCAUACAGAGGAUGUCUAAGGCAACCAUGUCGAAUUGGACAUUUGGGAGAGUGUAUGAACAGGAGUUCCGUCACUUGGGGGUAAUUAUUGGACUGUAUCCCCGGCCGUCAAAGACUUGGCAGUGACCAGAAUAGCGUAGACUAGGAGCAUUAAAAGCCAUCCACAAUUAAACCAAGACAAAAAUUGAAUACCAG
Colletotrichum destructivum is the source of this 2058-nucleotide messenger RNA. Its product is annotated as Putative major facilitator, sugar transporter, major facilitator superfamily. Gene Ontology annotation, molecular function: carbohydrate:proton symporter activity. Bases 195 to 1883 code for a protein of 562 amino acids. Gene Ontology annotation, cellular component: membrane. The transcript has 11 exons. NCBI's taxonomy places the organism in Eukaryota, Fungi, Ascomycota, Sordariomycetes, Glomerellales, Glomerellaceae. Gene Ontology annotation, biological process: transmembrane transport; carbohydrate transport. The record is from RefSeq and is a predicted model, not a curated record.